This is a messenger RNA of Trichoderma breve, 963 nucleotides long. RefSeq names its product BTB/POZ domain-containing protein. The transcript is spliced from 3 exons. Lineage: Eukaryota; Fungi; Ascomycota; Sordariomycetes; Hypocreales; Hypocreaceae. The coding region runs from base 1 to 963 and encodes 320 amino acids. The record is from RefSeq and is a predicted model, not a curated record. Gene Ontology annotation, molecular function: protein binding.
AUGGCGGCAGUUCACGGGGGAGUCGAUUUUAAGACGAUGCUGCGAUCGGGGCAGUUUUCUGACUUGACGCUGGUUUGUGAGGGCAAAGAAUUCAAAAUUCACAAAGUUGUCGCUUGCCCGCAGUCACCCGUGCUUUCUGCCGCCGUCAGUGGAGAGUUCAAGGAGAGCCAGACAGGCGUCGUCCAGAUUGAACUCUUCGACAGCGAGACGGUGAGGCGCAUGGUUGAGUUUCUCUACACGGGAAAUUAUGACUGCAACCACCCCCCAACCCCCCCAAAGCAGAAUUACACAGUUGGCAGUAUUCAAGAUGUUACACCUGCUAAAAGUACAAGCGGUCCAGCCCCAAAGACAACAAGCGCAGCCCUCCCAGUGCCUGUUGCUGCUGCAAGCACUCCAGACACGUUGACUCAUGUGCGAGUGAAUGCAAUUGCGGAUUACUACGGUAUUCAAGGUCUCACGCUGCUUGCCAACCAAAAGAUUCAGCAGGCAUACCAGGCCAAGUGGGAUGCUAAGGCUUUCCUAACUUCAGCAAAGGAGGCUCUCGACAACACUGGUGACAAAAAGCUGCAUGGCAUGAUGGCACUUCUGGCGGCGCAGCAUCUAGAAGAGCUGAUUGCUUCCCCCCAGCUGGCCGACUUGGUUGGCGACUUUGCUGCCGACAUCCUGCGCUACCAUGCCCAUAAAUUGGAAGCAUCUCAACAAGAGCAACUUCAAAUUAUCCGCCAGGAGCAAGUAGCAGCCCAGACACGACAGGCAGAGAUCCAGGCAGAGGUCCAGGCUGCCGAAGCCAAGACUGGCCGCGUCAUUGCGAAUAUCGGCAGAGUGGUUACUAUGAUGUGCGAGAGGCAAUAUUGUCGGAACAAUGCCUGUGGAGAGGAUUUUGGCUGCUAUAUUGAGCAAGUUGGCGGCACAGAUGAGCCCUCGUAUGUUCUUCGGUGUUCUUGGUGUCGGUGCAGGCAUUAA